This is a messenger RNA of Cylas formicarius (sweet potato weevil), 7124 nucleotides long. RefSeq lists its product as uncharacterized. The coding region runs from base 329 to 4300 and encodes 1323 amino acids. Lineage: Eukaryota; Metazoa; Arthropoda; Insecta; Coleoptera; Brentidae. Gene Ontology annotation, molecular function: protein binding; ADP binding. The transcript has 12 exons. The record is from RefSeq and is a predicted model, not a curated record.
UGGAUGGUUUUGGUUUUUUUGUUCAUCUGAUACGCUGACAUCGAUGUCAGAAAGAAAGGCUGAUAUGUCAGUUUUGUUUGUAUUUCGUUGAGCCCAGCAGUGCAUAUAUGUGCACUGAGAAAUUGUCUGUGGAAGUGACAGGUCUUGACAAGUGGUGGUAACUGAUGUGACUAAUUUUAAUAAUCAGUUUUGUUUUAUUUUGCUUAUGUCUUUUUAAUUUUUACUCUUGGCAAAUAUUUGUCUUUGUUUAUCUGUUAAAUAACGGUGGUACUAAAAUGUUUUCCGAUAUUGAUUAAUUUUUCCUUAAUUCCAUUGUUUCUAAAUCGAAAUGGAGCCAAGCUCUUCCAAUAUAUCGAAAUUAAAACAAUAUUCGGAAGCAAUCGAGUUAAAUGAUUUUAUAGAUUUUUUAAUUUCGAUAGAUGUUUUGGGUAAAAAGGAUUAUUAUGGAGUUUGGGUUCAGCCCGAAAGGAACAGACUAAACGAAAUUUUUAAUAUUGUAGUCACAAAUGGAAAAAAACAUUUUGAUCUGGUUUUGGAAUAUUUAGUUAAAAGAUACCCAAACAUUGAAGAAAUUAAGGAAGAUGAAAGGCGUUUUAGAAUAUCAUCAGUAAGAGGCAGUUUUCCAAAGUUGCCCCCAAAUUAUGUCAGGAGAGAGACUUUGGAAUGGAUUCAAUUGUCAAAACAUGUAAAAUCAGUAUUGGAGAAUAUCACCUGGAAUAAGAAGUUGGUAGUCUAUGGUAUGAUGGGAUAUGGAAAAUCAUGCCUUGUGAAUGAAGUGUUGAAUGACAAAAUUCUCCGUAAAUACUUUGACAACAAUGUCUUUUGGGUGAAUUUGGGAGAGUAUCACAACAGCAACAAUGUUUUACAAACAAUGUGGAAGCUGUAUUGUAGCGCAUGCAAUAGUUCCAACAAGAUUCACUGCCCUGAUGAUGUACAAAUUUUAAAAGAGCAUUUAAUUAACAUUUUCCUUGAAGAGAGACUGAACAAUGCCCUUAUAAUUUUAGAUGAUGUUUGUAGCAGUGAAGUGCUUAAACUUUUUGAUAUUGGCUGUAGGACUGUGGUCACAACUCAAGAUAAAAAUAUUCUUGGUAGAGAAGAUGCUCACUUUGUGGAGGUUAAGACUGGUUUUUCCUUAAAUGAAGCAAUGAACUUAUUUAGAAUAUCAUUGGGUACAGAUAAAGAUCUCCCUGUAGGUGCUGAAGAAGUGUAUUACAUAUGCAAAGGUCAUCCUACCUUAAUAGCUUUAAUAGGAUCCUAUUUAAGUGAUAACAGAGAUCAUGCAUGUGGAAGCAAGGAUCUAAUUUGGGGGUAUAUUGAAACAAUGUUUCGUAAAGGUGAAUAUCGAUUAAAUGAGUUUGAUGAACAAGUCCAAAUACCAAAUGAAAUGAUUAAGAAAUGUGUAAAUCAGCUGCUUUCAAAAAAUGCAAAGCUCAAAUCUCGCUACGAAGACUUGGCCAUAUUCCUACAAGAUGUCAACAUUCCCCCAGAAGUGCUGGAAAUACUUUGGGACACUGACCCGUCAGAUGUACGCAAUACCAUGAACAAAUUUGCUGAGAAAUCUCUUGUGGUACCUUUCUAUCAUUAUGAUCUCCAAAGGUUUAUAUAUGGUGUCCAUGACAUUUAUUUGAACUACCUCAAAGAAGAAGCAAAAGAUAAGCUCACUGACAUUCACAGGCGGUUGAUCUUAGGCUAUGACAAAUUAACCAAUGGAAAUUACGCUUUCCUUCCUAAUGAUAACUAUUCACUACAUUUUAUUGGUUAUCAUCUGUAUCAUGCGAAGCACUAUGAUAGGUUUAACAUUUAUUUUGACUUGAAGUUCAUUGAAGCCAAGCUGAAAACAGUAGGCAAGGAGGAUCUGCUUCGGGACAUGGAGAAAUAUGAAAAGUUUAUCACCAAAGAGAAUGAGGUGCUCAAACACAAUUUAUUGGAAUAUAAGGAAUUUAUCAAGAAACUGGGCGCGAAUCUGUUUAAUUUCCCGAAAACAGACAUUAUCCAAUAUGCCCUGCAGGAGGACAAAAACAAUUAUGUUUUUAAGGUUGCGUUGGAUGCUGCCAAAGAAUCCUCCGAGUUGUAUUUUGAAUUUCAGCGACCUGUUGGUGAUUUUGGUUAUUCGCAAAUAAUUCAAGUCAAAGACGACGUUACUUGCGCUUGUUUCGUAGAUACGCCCCAGCACAUUUUGGUCGGAACUGCUAACGGUAAAAUAAAGCUAUUUUUUGAGCAGUAUGAGAAAGAAAUAUCGAGUUUUGUGGGGCACACUGGUUUAGUAAAGAGUUUAGUAGUCAGCCCGGAUCAAAGUCACUUUUUAUCUAUCGGCGAGGAUGGUUUGGUUUUCUUGUGGAAGUUCUCGGCCGACAAGAAAAGAAAUAGCAUGGAUCCAGCUUUGCCAGUAUCUCCCAAAACUACCCAGAAAGAUUGGCAGGACAUGUUUACACCAGAACGGGGUCAAAUUAAACCAAAACGGCGUUUCGAAUUGGAAAAAUUUGGCUCGGAUGUAUUAGUUUCCGCGAAUUUUUCAAUUAAUUUCCCGAAGUGUAAUCGCAUAGUGACCGGAUCGCAGAAGGGCAAUUGCUUAGUGUGGGACGUGGACUCGCCCAAAGUGCUGGCCAGUACGGGUGGCAGAGGUUACGAGACCUCUUGCGUUUAUUUGUGCGAUAAUUAUUUAAUGUUCUCAUAUGAGGAUUUGCUCAUCACAUAUGAAAUAAUUGAAGUAAAUACCGAAAUUAAGCUCACCUUUAAAAGUUCGCUGUAUAACAGGGAAAAAAUCAACUUUUUCUUUAUUAAGAAUGAGGAAAUUGUGGUGGUAAGCGAAUCAAUAAUCAACUUGUGGAGGCACGACUGCAAGCAGUACUCAUAUAAGGUGGACCCGGAAUGGGGAAAAAACGUUUGCGCAGCACUGACAGAUGAUGGAGCGCAUUUGGUUAUAAGCACCAACCAACACGCUAUCUAUUUUUGGGACGUCGAAAAGCGUAAAACCGUUCGAAUGUUUGAGAAAGGAUCGGUGAAGUUUUUGGACACAAUUUACGACGAAAACAGCUCAUUUCACAUGCUCCUCAUUGGUUCUGAUCGGAAGACACUGCAACAGUGCCACAUACAGCCAUGCGAGAAGGAACCCAACACCCAUAACUGCUCCAAAUUUGUACCAUAUUGGAAGAAAAAGCAACCAUUUAUUCCACUUGUGUGCGCCAAUGAGAAUAAAAUUGAAAUUCUACAUGGGUACACUGUAGUAUCAGAAAUCGGGAACAUACCAAGUGAGCAGGUAACUUACGCAUGUUUUUCAACGUGCGGCAACUACGUCGUGUACGGUCUAUCCAACGGUGAUAUACGUGUCUUCAACAUAAAAACAAAGACUGACCGCCCUCUCAAAAACCUCCCCCGAAGGGGAAAAAUUAAGUACUUGGAGUGUUUUCCGUACACGAUGCUCGACAAUCCCGCGGAAUACAAUUUCAACAGUGACGUCGUCGGGAUGAAUUCCAUACUGGCAGUAUGUCAAGACGACUUCAUUACCGUUCACGCGGACCACAAUUUGUACUCGUUAAAGGUUCGAGAGCCGAUGGUGCUCGUAAAGCCUCCGAAUAUUAUAAUCGUAAAUAAGAAUUGCCGCGUUCACUUGUGGAAUGUGCAAACUAAUCGAUUAGUAGAGUUCAGCAGCGAUAUCGACAAUUAUGGCAUCGAAACGACGUUAGUGUCGGCAGCGUUCUGCCCUGCAAAAGGUUUACUGGCUGUAUGCUUUAAGGAAGUGCGUGGCAAUUUCUUAAACGUCGUUCGUAUGGAUGAAGUUUCGCUAAAGAUAGCUGUACUGCGACACAUAACAUUGGAAUCCGUCGCUACAUAUUCGAAGUUUUCAAACGACGGCUGUCUCUUAGCGGUCAGCUUGCAGUCGGGGGUAAUUAACAUAUGGAGCCUUCAAAAUGACUAUAAGCUGACCAUGCUCGAUCUGCACAGCGACUUAGUGGAACAGCUACUAUUUUCUCCCAGCAUCGAACCAAUUUUGGUUAGUUUGAGCGACGAGGUUGCGUGGUGGAACUUGACGACGCUUAAAGAAGCACCGAAGAUCGAUAAGGGAAAACCCAAAAGUAUUGAGUUAUUAGAUAACCCUUUGCAAAGUCUGGGUAAUCUAAGUAUUAGCUUCUCGUAUGACAGGCCUUUCGUUGGAGGGUGUGUCAAUUUAUUGGCCUGCGUCCGGUUCCGUUCGAAGGCAAAGUUUAUCUCUGCUUCCAACGAUUUCAAUUCCUUCUUAGUAUUAGACGAAAAGGGGAAGAUUUAUAUUAUUGAAGUCGUCAAACCCAAUUACCUGAGCUAAUAAUUGUUGAAUUUAUUUUUUUUCUCUUUGUUUAACGUUUUUGGGUUUUUUAUUCGAAUCUUUUUAAAUCGAUUCCAGCGACCGUCUGAUAGGUGGUUAAUGCUUUAUAGUGGGGCCUGAUUUCCUGUGAUAAUUGCUCCGUUUGAUGUUUUGAGUUGAAAAAUCUUGGCGAGCAUUUUUACCAAACACUAUUUAUAGACGGAUUUGUAUGUAUUUUACAUUAAAUACAUAUUUUUUUAAAAAUAAGAAUUUAAAGAUACAUCAUUUUGCUCUUACUCAGCUUCAUUGGGGUUAGAAUAUCGCCAAAUGUGCUCAAUUUUUGUAUAUUUGUACAUUUUUAUUGAAUGUAAGACCAAUUUGGUGCAACGAUCAAACAAUAUGUGCAACGAUUCGUGACCCCAGUAUGUGAUUAUUAAUAUUCUAGUGAUCUUAUAGUUAAGAUUAAAAGUCUCAAGAGUCAACGAUAUUAACAUUUUUUCGUCUUUUUUACGAAAGUAGUCCAAUUGUGCGACCGUAUCUGAAAUAAAUCGCUAUAGCUGCAUUAAAAAUAUACAGUGUACUGAAACUUGACCUAAAACCCCAUCAGUGAAUAUGUAGCGAAUCGAUUUCAAGAAAAUCUUUAUCACUUGUGCAUUUUACGUAAGUAAGAUCUUCGCUGCAUAUGUUUUUUAGUUGAGGAUUUUUUUUCUGAACUGUAGUUUAGAAGUAAUUUAAAUUUUAAAAAAUUAAAUAAAAAAAAAUUAAAAAAAUAAAUAAAUAAAAAGGUUAAAAAAGCUUUUUUUUCAACUUUUUAUUUAUUUUAUGUCAGGCUAUUCCUCAUUCUAUUCUAGAAUAGGAUAAUUAAACUUGGAAUUGUCGGAAAUUAUUCCUUUUUUGUUUUAUCCUAAUUCCAAGCGGGGACUUGAAUGUUGAUAAAAUAAAUUUGUUGAAAUCGUGCAAUGCUGUCAACAUUUGCUAGAUGUUUUUAGGUCAAAUUUAACAGACUGUAUGUGUACGCCUUUCCAGUGAGCCACUAUAGCUCAAUUAUGGUGUUCUUUUUUCAGUGGCUUUUUAUAUUACCUAUAGAAAAAUUUUGAUGCAUUCGUACCCAUUUAUUUUGGAGGACAUUGGUACACAAUUUGAUCUAGAUUUAAUAUAGUUGGCUUGGGUCUGCGUAAGACAAAUUUUGUUUCUAGGCAAUGCGCAACGAAGUGGGACUUUCUUUCUACAUAUACGCGGUAUCACCAAAGAAAUUCCAAUUCUAAAAAAGCGUCUGAAUUUAUUAGACAUUGGUAAUUCUUUAACUCCUUCAUUGUUAAUGUACUUAAAUUGAUUUAACUCGAACUUUAUCUGCAUUUGGCGGAUUUGAAUAAUGUCCCAUUUUGUUGCGAUUAUAGUUAAUUGUCGUUUUUAUAUAUUUCUUUGUUGUUUAUUAUGUUAUUGUUUAUGUUACUUUUGGAUAAUAUGACUCUAUUUUGCCUAUAAUUUAAUUUUUGAAGAUGUUAGCAUUCCUGCAUAUUUCAAUAAAUUAAAUUAUCGAAUUCUUCAAAAUUAUUUUAUCUGACACACAUUUUUCAAUUUUGUCCAUUUUGUCCUUUUUUUUUAAUUUAAAAUGAUUGAUUAUGCCAAACGGCACCACCCAGUGCCACAUUUUUUAGAAAGUAACAUUCUUGUAACAACUUGUUACCGUCCUGAAGCUUAUAGGGUUAUAUUUUUUGUCUUUUAGGUAUUGAAAAAAUGUAACGAUAAGCUUCCAUUAAAUUUAAUUCAAUUUAUUAUAAAAUAAAUGAAUUAUUUAUUCCUUAUAUAAUUGUCCCGUACCAAAAUGUUGUUUUACCUUGUUGGGGUCGAUUUGCGUGGCCCAGUCUUAUAAAUAGCUCCAUUUUUUAGUGAUUAUUUAUUAAUUUUUAGUUUCAGCUCAAUAUUUUUUAUAUAUUAUAUAUUUUGUAUAUUGAAAAUCAGUAAUUAAAAGGUUAUUAUAGAAAUUCGAUUCGUAUUUAUUUAACCGAACUUAGGAAUAGGAACAGACAUAAAACAAAAAUUGUUAUACAUUUACUCCAUAAAUUGUACAUAUGUCUAGCCUAUGGUACAAUAUCACAUUUUAAAGAGUGGGCUACAAAUUAAUCGAAUGUGGUUCGUAUUCAAGAGCACUUUUUGCGUUUCAGUGAUGGAAUUUUCUUGAAGGAGCAGGAGAAAUCAAUGCGGUAGCGUUAGGAACGCCAUCUCCACCUCUAAAUAAAACAAUAAGGGUUUCCCGGUAGAUUGAAACUUAAAAAUGAUAUUCAAAGUAUCCUUAAAAGUACGAAACUGCACAUUCCCAACAAAUUAUGACACAUGAAGUAGACUAAGCACUUCAGAAGUCUAACGUUAUUUUUGGCAAUUAUUUAGAAUUAGAAUUUGCUAAAGCUAUCUGAUAUACAUUACCCUAUAGGAUAAACCCAAUGACAGUUUUUUUUUUGUAAAUAUAUUUGUCUAAUUUCCUAACAAAGAUAUAUUUGUAUAUGUAUAAAUAAUUUUUACAAAUUUUACAAACUAUCAAAAAAAACUUCCCGACAUUUUCUCUAUCGUUAUUUAAGAGUGACAUGAAAAUGAUUGUUUUGUGAUAGCGAAAUUUUAGAAUUCCUGCAGACAUGGAUUUGGCUAAAUUUCCUCGUGAAAUUGUUUGUUUAAAAUAAAUCUCUUGUGUGUUAGAGCCAUCGUCGUAAAGUUUGGCACCAUUUAGUCGUCAGAAGAAAAAAUAAGAACUUUGGAAACACUGCCGUGUAACACUCAGGCGUCAGACAGAUAUCUCGCAUCGGUUUGACUUUACGCACAAUAAAUAUCAUAAAGCAAAAAAAAAAAAAAA